Messenger RNA from Mugil cephalus (flathead mullet), 2951 nucleotides. RefSeq names its product L-2-hydroxyglutarate dehydrogenase (gene l2hgdh). Gene Ontology annotation, molecular function: (S)-2-hydroxy-acid oxidase activity; (S)-2-hydroxyglutarate dehydrogenase activity. The coding region runs from base 151 to 1494 and encodes 447 amino acids. The transcript is spliced from 10 exons. NCBI's taxonomy places the organism in Eukaryota, Metazoa, Chordata, Actinopteri, Mugiliformes, Mugilidae. The record is from RefSeq and is a predicted model, not a curated record.
GGGAGCUUGGUGUACACAGUCAAUGGGAAGCUAACAACCAAAAAGCCGCAACAAGAGCAGGCAACACAGGACACGGAGCUCAGGAGGAGUCCGGUCGACACUCGUUUAGUAAAAGAAACGACUAUUAGCUUUUUUUAAAGCUUUGUCACCAUGAUACGGAUACUGAGUUGUGCGUCUUUUAGACCGGUGCUAGCAGCGCAGCCGAAACUGCUAAAGGACAUAACAAGCAGACAGCUCCACAGCACAUACGACGUGGCCAUCGUUGGAGGUGGCAUCGUGGGCUUGGCCACAGCCAGAGAACUCAUUCUGCGACACCCGUCGCUCAGCUUCAUCCUGCUGGAGAAAGAAAAAGAGCUCGCUGCACAUCAGAGUGGGCACAACAGUGGAGUCAUUCACAGUGGGAUCUACUACACGCCGGGCUCGCUGAAGGCCCGUCUGUGUGUGCGCGGAGCCACUUUAGCCUACGAGUACUGCGAGAAGAAAGGACUGCCUUACAAGAGAUGUGGAAAGCUUAUUGUCGCUGUGGAGCAGGAGGAGAUUCCCAGACUAAAAGCUCUGUACGAGCGCGGCUUGAAGAACAAUGUGCGUGACCUCACCGUUGUUGAUGCGAAGGGCAUCCGAGAGCGAGAGCCGUAUUGCAGGGGGAUAAUGGCCUUGGAUUCGCCGUACACUGGCAUCGUAGACUGGAGGAUGGUGGCUCUGAGGUACGGCACAGACUUUGAGGAGGCAGGCGGCACGGUGGUAACUGAAUCUGAAGUCAAUGACAUUUCCAUGGUGAAGGAGAGCCCAGCUGGGAGCAGUGAAGGAAUGAAAUAUCCAAUCGCAGUGAAAGACAAAAAGGGCAGAGAGGUGCAGUGUCGUUACGUGCUGACCUGUGGCGGCUUGUACUCGGACCGUCUGUCUCAGAUAUCUGGAUGCAGUCCAGAGCCGCGGAUCGUCCCGUUCAGAGGAGAUUAUUUGGUCCUGAAGCCCGAGAAGCACUAUCUGGUGAAAGGAAAUAUUUACCCCGUUCCUGACCCUCGUUUCCCGUUCCUCGGAGUUCACUUCACCCCCAGGAUGGAUGGGAGUGUUUGGCUCGGUCCCAAUGCAGUGCUCGCCUUCAAAAGGGAGGGUUACAAAGUGUACGACUUCAACGCUCGAGACUUGGCAGAUUCACUCUCCUUCAGAGGCCUUCAGAAGCUGAUAAUGAAGAAUCUAACAUAUGGGAUUGGAGAAAUGUACAGAGGGGUUUUCAUUGGGUCACAGGUUAAGAUUCUGCAGAAGUACAUCCCUGAACUCUCCCUGAGCGACGUGCUGAGGGGUCCUGCAGGGGUUCGAGCUCAGGCCCUCGACCGAGACGGAAACCUCGUGGACGACUUCGUGUUCGACGGCGGCGUCGGGGACGUGGGCAGCCGCGUGCUCCACGUGCGGAACGCCCCCUCGCCGGCGGCCACCUCCUCCCUCGCCAUCGCCGAAAUGGUCGCAGACGAAGUGGAGAGCCGCUUCACGCUUUAGAGAAACGUCAACCAGAAAGGAGUCGGCUUGAGGUCGCAGUGCAUCUACAAGCUUCGUCUACCUCAGCAGCGCUGUCGUCACAGACUUUUUUAUCACAGGUCAAGCCUUAAUUUAAUGAAAGUGAAAUGUCUCGGACUAUAUUUUUACUUAAGCGGUGCUAUUUUAACAUUUUUACACACUAAGAAUAAAGACGUUGCACAUUAACAAACAUCAUCAGUCUGAAAUCAGAAUGUUGAAAUGCACAAAAGUAGCAAACCAACAUUAUAUUGAAUGUGAACUUUUAACAUGUUAAAUGAGGGGUUUUCAGUAGUUUAAUUCUGGUACUGAUUUUAUUUUAUUUCUGGACGAGCUUCUGCAGCUACUGACGCUAAUGGAGCAGGUUGUUGUUUGGAUAUUGUAUAUACGGUUGUAUAUGUAAUAGAGGGUGAAGAGUUUCAGUCCCUCACAACUGCAUUUAGGCUUUUUUUUUUUUUAAAUAGAUGAAUUAUACCGCAGUAGAAAAUGAACUAAUUAAUGAUCAGGAGUCAGAAUUUGAUCGUGGUUAUUACUGGGUAAUGACACUCUUCAUCUAAUAGCACAGUUAUUGCUACAAAUUGCACAGUUUAUGAAGAUAGACGGAAAUACAGAAAGCUUUAUUAAUCCCAAAAGGGCAGUUCACCAUCUGGACAUACAAACAUUCACACAAUAAUCCAUAGGAGGAGUAGUAUGAUAUGAAGUUCAAGUGCAAUUAAUGUUCAGACAGAAACAGAAUAAAUGGUUAUAAAAGAGAAAAUAAAAUGAGAUGAAUAAUAACACCCCAAAAUAAAAGGUAAUGUGUUCUUAUUAGAAACAGAUAUUAAUAAUAAGUAAAAAUAACUGAAUGAAUAAAUAAAGUGCAUUGUGCCAAGACCAGAUCAGUCAAUAAUCAUUUUCUAUCUAUUUAACAGUGUAGGAGCUGUAGGAAUAAAUGAUAUCGCACGACGGUUUGUCUUGUCAGAUGACGCAACAACGAAUUCCUAUGAGAGUGUGUUUUCUCUUCAGACGUCAUGUUAAAGAGAUUCUUAAAUGAUAUCAAGGCUAAAUAAGACUUGUUUUUUAAUAAGGCGAGACUUGUGUUGUUUUUUGUGAGGCACUGUUUUCGUGUAACUUUACUAGAAUUUCAUCCAUUUCAUUGACAAAUGUAUGUUAAUUAUAUUUUUUUUCCAUAAAUAUCUAUUUUUAAAAAGUCUUUGUGGUUUGUGCCAUAUGUAUUUUUUAAACAUGUCCUUUUACAUUUUUCAUCUAAGGAAUAAAUACACAUCCAAUGAAAUGUGAUGUAUUUAAGAGAAGAGAAGUUUUUUUAUACACUUCAGCUUGAUGGCAGUAUUUUAUAUACACUUAUAUCAAAUUGAGCAAGUCACCUAAAACCCGAACUGCUCCAAAUAUAUUCACUAUACUCUCUGUGUUUACAAAUGAAAGGAUUAAAUGCUGAAAACAAA